UGCUUGCCUCCUCCAUCACAUCAGUCUCUCCUCCUCUCUCCUCUUGUGAACUUCACAAAGCUCCUAGAAUGUUCUCAAAGGUCGCCCUGUUUGUCGCUGUCUCGGUGUUUGCGGGAGUCGCCAUGGCAUUCCCGGACGUCUACGAGCCUGUUUACUACCCCGAACCUCUCCCGUACUACUUCAACUACGACGUCCACGACGACUACAAGGGCGCGCACUACAGCCGAAACGAGAAAUCCGACGGGAAGGCUUUGUACGGGUCCUACACAGUCGCCCUCCCAGACGGCCGGAAGCAAACUGUUGACUAUACUGCUGACCACUACAAGGGUUUCGUAGCCAAGGUCAGCUACUCCGGCAAGGCCCAGCACCCUAAGUUUUAUGGGCCUGCGAUCACAUUCAAGCAGAACGGCGGGUAUCACUGAAGUUGUUCCAUCUCUCAACUCAACUUUAUAUGAUGUUACGCCAUUCUGCAGCCAUACAUUAUCCAUUAAUUUGUAUUUUCAUUAAUAAAUAAGAGCCAUUUAACCAA
Penaeus vannamei (Pacific white shrimp) is the source of this 529-nucleotide messenger RNA. Its product is annotated as cuticle protein 8. Gene Ontology annotation, cellular component: extracellular matrix. The record is from RefSeq and is a predicted model, not a curated record. NCBI's taxonomy places the organism in Eukaryota, Metazoa, Arthropoda, Malacostraca, Decapoda, Penaeidae.